Messenger RNA from Neltuma alba, 1422 nucleotides. Its product is annotated as GDP-mannose transporter GONST3-like. Bases 82 to 1206 code for a protein of 374 amino acids. The transcript is spliced from 2 exons. NCBI's taxonomy places the organism in Eukaryota, Viridiplantae, Streptophyta, Magnoliopsida, Fabales, Fabaceae. The record is from RefSeq and is a predicted model, not a curated record.
CACGGCAGAUCCUUCUCUGCUCUCCCGGAUCUCAAGGUUUUUAGCAACGUUUCUGGGGUUCUAAUUCCUGAGGUUUGCUCGAUGUCUAAAGCCAAUGAUGUGGAAAACCCUUCUAAUGUGGAGGUUCAGAAAGGUGCUGAGGCCCCCUUGCCCUUUAGUCAUGAUAUCCAGGGAACUUGGUACAGUGCAUUCCUCCAACAAUUUUCGGUAUACGGCAUCGCUGCUGGAUAUUGCUUAUCUGCAUCUUUGCUCUCAAUCAUCAACAAAUGGGCUGUCAUGAAAUUUCCGUAUCCUGGGGCACUAACUGCCCUCCAGUACUUAACCAGUGCGGCUGGCGUCUUCAUUUGUGGACGGUUCAAGUUAAUUGAGCAUGACUCUCUGGACCUACUGACCAUGUGGUGGUUUCUACCAGCAGCUAUCAUCUUCUACUUAUCUCUUUUCACCAACAGCGAGCUACUCCUCCAUGCCAACGUGGAUACUUUCAUUGUAUUUCGAUCUGCAGUUCCCAUUUUCGUUGCAAUAGGGGAGACACUCUUCUUACACCAGCCAUGGCCAUCCCUUAAGACAUGGCUGUCAUUAGGCACCAUCUUUGUAGGAAGUGUGAUCUAUGUGCUGACUGACUACCAGUUCACAUUUAUGGCUUAUAGUUGGGCUCUGGCUUACUUGGUUAGCAUGACCAUAGAUUUUGUUUACAUAAAGCAUGUAGUUAUGACCAUUGGUUUGAACACAUGGGGUCUUGUGCUGUACAACAAUCUUGAGGCUCUUCUACUUUUCCCAUUGGAACUGCUUAUAAUGGGUGAGUUGAAGAAGAUCAAACACGAAUUCUCCGAUGAAUCUGAUUGGUACUCUUUUCAAGUGGUUUUGCCGGUGGGAUUGUCUUGUUUGUUUGGUCUAUCCAUAUCUUUCUUUGGAUUUUCAUGCCGCAGGGCGAUUUCUGCAACGGGAUUUACGGUUCUUGGCAUAGUGAACAAGUUGUUGACUGUUGUGAUUAAUUUAAUGGUAUGGGACAAGCAUUCAACUUGGGUGGGUACAGUGGGACUUUUGAUUUGUAUGCUUGGUGGCAUCUUCUAUCAGCAAUCAACAAGCAAACCAAAGGCUCCAAAACAAGUUACUGCACAAGAGAGUGAUGAGGAACAACAGAAGCUGCUUGAGAUGCAAGCUAAUUCAGAGACCAACAUCAGGGAAAAUGAAACUGCAAAAUCAUAGGAGCCAAUCAAAGAGAUUAUUUUUACUUUCCACAUUUGCAUAAUUCCUUGCAAGUGUACAUUGGUUUCGCAAUCAUCUGAUGUAAGUUAUUCUUUUAAAUUAUAUAGAUGUAAUUCCAUGAUUCUUUCUCGGCCUUCAAUUUCAUAUGGAUUUAUUUGUUUUCUAGUGGCCUUUAUGUGCUUUUUAGGAGAAAAACAGGCUCGGAAGGCAUUUAAA